Molecule: messenger RNA, 13439 nt
Organism: Gymnodraco acuticeps
Lineage: Eukaryota; Metazoa; Chordata; Actinopteri; Perciformes; Bathydraconidae
Gene: wnk3
Product: serine/threonine-protein kinase WNK3
Exons: 28
Coding region: 938-10849 (3303 amino acids)
Biological process (GO): intracellular signal transduction; negative regulation of sodium ion transport; monoatomic ion homeostasis
Cellular component (GO): cytoplasm; cytosol
Molecular function (GO): ATP binding; protein serine/threonine kinase activity; chloride channel inhibitor activity
Source: RefSeq, a predicted model, not a curated record
CAAGUGAGAACAGGCAGCAGCAGCAGCAGCAGCAGCGCGCUCACUACACACGCGAACCUGCUGAAGGCCGCUGGAGUCGCGCGUUGUAAAUUAUGUACAUAAGUUACUGAUAUUAUUCGGGUGCACAUGAAUGGCCAGGCGCACAACUCGGAGCCGUUUAAACGAAUAACGAGUGGUAAAGAUCCAUAAAGCAACACCGGCCAACAUCGUCUGAAUCGGUACACCAAGUGCUCACCGCCUGCUCCCAGACCGAGGCUCGACGACUCCGCCGGGGACUGACCAAGCCGACCGCACCGCAACAACGCGUACAAAAUGUGAACAGAAUAAAAGACGGACUUCUUUUUCUAAAGCUUUUUUUUGUAAAUGUAUUUUUUCAGUGGUUGUAAAUCAUAUUUUGUAGGCAGAAAGCCCAGUGUAAAGUCGUGUAAUUAGUAAAAAGCUACAGGAAUAAUAAGAAAUCCUAGCUACCGGUGCUCAAUAGCUCGUUUUUUAAAUAAAUAUAUCCCUGGACCGACGAGCUACCAUGGUACAUUCGGGGUUUACUUGAAGGUAUUCACUCAAAAACAGCAUCGUUUCCAAAAAGCUUGAGGAAAAAGUCCCAGUUUAGUGUGUGUUUCUAACAGUGGAUAUAAAGAAAAUGUAGGACAUGGUGAGGAGGAAAGAGAAGACGGAAACUGUUCUCUCACAGCUGUGGGCUCACGUUCAUGUUUCAUCUGUAAAUCAACGUAUUAAAGGAGACAAGCAGGCAGACAGGAGGAGAAGUGGGAGGGGGUCACCAGUCUGACCACGGACGGCCUCCAAUCACCUGCAGCACUGGAAGAACUGCCUGACAGUCGAGAAGGGUGAGUGGGUGACCCCAGAAAGAGAGAGAGACGGGGACUGACGGUGGAGCAAAGAUUUGGAGGAGGUGGAGGAGGAGUGGGAAAGGCCAUUCUCCAUGGCUACUGACCCAGGAGAGCCCACAGGCACCGAGGACUCCUCGGGGAAACCUGAUGGGCAGAAGGAGGAGGACACAAAGCAGGAGGGCAAGGCCGACCAACAGAGGGAGAGGACACACAGCACCCCCGCCGACUUCCCCUCCUCCAGCACUCAGGAGAGGAAAGCAACAGGAGGAGAGGGAGGAGGAGGAGGAGGAGGAGGAGGAGGAGGAGGAGGAGGAGGAGGAGGAGGAGGAGGAGGGGGGGAAGCCAGUAAGGAGGGCGAGGAGAACCCAGUCAGACAGAUUUCGUUCUCCAUGCCAUCCUUAUCAGCCGACAUUGGCCAGAAACGAUUGAGGCGGGAGAAGCGCUUCUUCAGAAAGAGUGUGGAGAUUUGUGAGGAGGACGAUGAGGUGGAGAGACCCCCCGAGGCGCCCCACAGCGCCCCCCACCUGGAGCUGCGCACCUCAGACUCCAUCUUCACCAGCAGUUCCCAGCAGCAAGGGGCUGCCUCCUCCUGUGCUGCCAUCGGCAACGACCCGUCCUGCCCCAGCUCCAGCCAGGAGCCGGGCAAGGAUGAAUCCUCCUCCACACUCGCCCAGAGGGGGAAGGAGAGAGACCGUGAGCUGGAGGAAGAGGCAGAGAUGAAGGCUGUGGCCACCUCUCCUGGAGGCAGGUUCCUCAAGUUUGACAUUGAACUGGGCAGAGGAGCCUUCAAAACAGUGUAUAAAGGCCUGGACACGGAGACCUGGGUGGAGGUGGCUUGGUGUGAACUCCAGGACCGCAAGCUGACAAAGGCGGAGCAGCAGCGCUUCAAGGAGGAGGCGGAGAUGCUGAAGGGGCUCCAGCACCCCAACAUCGUCCGCUUCUAUGAUUCCUGGGAGUCAGCGCUCCGCGGCAAGAAGUGCAUCGUACUGGUCACCGAACUCAUGACUUCAGGAACACUUAAAACAUACCUGAAGCGCUUCAAGGUGAUGAAACCCAAGGUCCUGAGGAGCUGGUGUCGGCAAAUCCUUAAGGGCCUUCACUUCCUUCACACUAGGACUCCUCCGAUAGUCCACCGGGACCUCAAGUGUGACAACAUCUUCAUAACAGGCCCCACAGGCUCGGUCAAGAUAGGAGACCUGGGACUGGCCACUCUUAUGCGAACCUCCUUUGCUAAGAGUGUCAUAGGAACUCCGGAGUUCAUGGCUCCAGAGAUGUACGAGGAGCACUACGAUGAGUCUGUGGAUGUCUACGCCUUUGGGAUGUGCAUGCUGGAGAUGGCCACUUCAGAGUACCCCUACUCUGAGUGCCAGAAUGCUGCUCAGAUCUAUCGCAAAGUAACAAGUGGUAUAAAGCCAGCCAGCUUUGAUAAAGUGAAAGACCCAGAGAUCAAAGAGAUCAUUGAAUGCUGCAUACGCCAGAAUCAGAGCCAGAGGCUCUCCGUCCGAGACCUCCUGAACCAUGCGUUCUUUGGGGAGGACACGGGGGUCCGGGUGGAGCUGGCAGAGGAGGACUCGGACACCCAGGACUGUCUGGCUCUCCGGAUAUGGGUGGAAGAUCCUAAGAAGCUAAAGGGGAAGCACAAGGACAACGAGGCCAUUGAGUUCAGCUAUGACCUGGAGAACGACAGCGCUGAGGAAGUGGCUCUAGAGAUGGUAAAGUCAGGAUUCUUCCAUGAGAGUGAUGCCAAGGUUGUGGGUAAAUCCAUCCGGGAUCGAGUUAAUCUGAUCAAAAAGUCACGAGAGCGCCGACAGCAGCAGCUCCUCCAGCAGCAGCAGGAGCUAGAAGAAAAAAGAGACGCCGCCGUCACCUCCUGCAGCUUUUCUCAUCCAUCCUGCCCGUCCUCACUGGGGCCAGGGGCAGCUGGUCAGACCGGAGGAGGGCAGGAGUCAGAGGAGCUGCCUGAAGUGGACCAGCAUGUCAGGCAGCAACACAUUUUCAGUGGGACAGCCCUUGGUUUGCCAGGUAGAGUGAGAGCAUCGGGUUCUGUCAGCUGUGAAUCUUGUACGAGUGCACAGAGCCAGGCGUACUCUCAGCAAGGGGAAUCAUACACCCACACUUUGCCCCCUGCUGCAUCCAGUGGAAGUGUUCCCCAUGUGCCGAUUGGUCAGAGUGUUGGUUUUUCCAGCAUGUCCGUAGGCCAAAGUGGAGGCGGACCCGUCGCACCCAAUAAUGCCCUCACUACAUCCAUGUCAGUCAAUGAUCCUGCUGGACUAGGGGGGGCCGUUGUGCCCCUCGCUCAGCAGACCCAACCCUCUGCCACUCCCAUGCAGCUCACUGACAUCAUUCCCCAUGCGGCACCCCAGCAAACGCAGCCUGUCAUGAUCCCUCAGCAGACUAUUGUCCAACAACAACAGAUAGCGAUGGAUCCCCAGACCUCCGCCCUUCAGCAGCACCAGUCGCUUCAGCAAAUGGAGGCCCAGGCCGCUCUGAUCGCACAACAACAAGUUAGUGCACCGCAGCCACAAACGGAUCAUCAUCCACAGAGCCUUCCAGCUAUGGCUGUUCAACGUCAACAUGAACCCCCGCAGCAGAUACAUGUACAGCAGCCGGUCAACACAGCUCCUCAGCAGCAGGUUUUACCUACACAUCAAGGUAUGGAGCAGCGAGCGAUGUCAUUACCACAGCAAGGGGAGCUACCUCAGACCUACAAACAGCAGCCAACAGGGGAUCUGCGUGAACAGACAAUGAGUCAACCCCAAAUGCAACAACAGCUUCAGCACACUCUGCUUCAUCAGCAACAAGCUUUACUGCUUGAGCAACAUCAGACGUACGUCCAACAACAGCUUGAUCAGCAACAUCAAAACGCACUGCUUCAACAGCAGCAGCAACAGCAGGCCCAACUACAACAACAUCAACUGGAGCAGCAGCAAGCACUUAUUCAGAAGCAAUUGUUGGAUCAACAACAGCAGCAAGCUCUUAUUCAACAGCACACAGAGCAGCAGCAACAGCAAGGUCUUAUACAACAACAGCAACCACAGCAAACACUUUUACAACAACAGCUAGAGCAGCAGCAACAGCAAGGUCUUAUUCAACCACAGCAACCACAACACACACUUUUACAACAACAGCUAGAGCAGCAACAACAACAGCUAGAGCAGCAACAACAACAGCAACCUCUUUUACAGCAGCCACAGAGUCAGCAGCAACCACAGCAGGCUCAACAGCAACAGGAACAGUUGCAGCAGCAAGCCUUACUCCGACAAAUUGAACAACAACAACAACAAGCACUAAUACAUCAGCAUCUGCAACAGCAGGCUAUAUUACAACAGCAACAGCUACAACAGAAGGCUCAGCUUCAGCAACGGCAACAUGAGCAGCAACAAGUGCAACUCCAACAGCAGAUAGAGCAGCAGCAGCAAGCUCUGUUGCAACAACAGUUAGAGCAACAGCGUCAGCAACAAUUCUUGCUACAACAACAACAAGCGGAGAGAUUACAUCAAAAGGCUCUGAUACAGCAUCAGAUUCAGGAGCAGCAGCAACAAGCAGCCAUCAUUCAGCAACCGGAAGUUGUCUCUAUUCCUCAAAGCAACAGUGAGCAGCAUAUUCAGAUGCAUCCAACCGAUAUGCAGCACGUGUGUGUCCCACAACCAAACGCACCCCAGUUUACGUCUCAUUCUGCUCUCACACAACAGCAAGCAGCAAUGAUCCAGCAGCAGCAGCAGCAAGCAUUUGUUGCCCAACCUCAGCAUCACGCUGCAUUAAUGGAGGCUAAUACCUCAGUUGGAGCUCCAGCCACUGAGAUAAUCCAGCACCAGGCUCAACUUGUCCCCAUGGCCCAGGUCCCCAUGGCCCUUCAGACUACUCACGUCCCUGUCCAGACGCCUGCUGGUUUCCCAGCUCAAGUCCUUACCCAGCAAGGAAAGAGUGAGGCUCAUCCCCAGAACCAGGUCCCAGUCCAAUUUAUCACCCAGUCCACAGUACAAGCCACUCAGGCUAUGAUGGACGCCCAAGUACCUGCUCCUGCAGUACUGAUCCAGGGACAGAAUCACGUCAUCCAGACCCAGCAAAUACCUUUACACACUAGUUACCCAGGACCUGCCGCCCUCAUACAGACCCAGGUGAUCCAGUCCCAACAGCCAACUGUGGACAUUCAGAUGAUGAGCCAACAGAGCCAAGCUACUAUCCAGCCUCCAGCUGUAAUGGCUCCAAUUCCCAGUCAGAUCCAGCAUGAGACUCUUGUUCAGCAAAAUGCUCAAAUGCCUGUGCUCAUGCAGCCCCAGCUCCAGCAACAGACUCAAGGCCAGCCACCUUGCCAGACACAUGCACAGGCCACGACUGCUGGCCUUUUGACCCAUCAGUAUUUCCCUCAGCCGACCCACCAAGCUGUGCCACCUUUACAACAGGAUGUAACUCAUAUUACGCAGCAGCAGCAGCAGCAGCAGCAACAAGUUCCAGUACUGCUAUAUCAACAGAUGAUUCGGUCUCCUAGCUCAGCUGGAAGUGUUGGAAGUACUACAAGUCACAGUUCCAUAGUUGACCCUGCAAACUUUGUCACCACUCCUCAUCCUGUGCAACAGAUUGGACAGGCCUAUACUGUCCAGGCCCAGCAGCAGCUCCCAGGAGACCCUUCAGUCCUUCAGUCCAUCUCCCAGCCUCCCAUGCCUCAGUCUGCUGUGCAAUACGAGACACAGCUACAUAAGCUUUCUCAAGCGCAGCAACCACUGGCUCCACCUCCUCCACAGGCUCAGUUACUGGCUCAGCCAAUUCCAACGCCCAUCCAGCAACCUUCUCCUAUAAAACAGGCUGGGAUGCCCCUUGAUGAGACCAUCUCUCUGCACAGACAGGCACCUGUAAUGUUGCAGAGCCCCAGUCCCUGCCCAUCUACAGUCAUCUCGUGGCAGGCGCCCCCCCCGUCUCCGCAGCACCAAGCCAAGCAGAUGCUGCCAGCUCACACACACACACAAACCAGCUUUCAGGCCCAAAUCCACUCCCAGACACAGACGCACCUUCAAACACAGGCUCAUUCUCACACUCAAACACGCACUGGGAUACCUAUUGCUGAACAGCCCGUUCUACCCCAUGCUGUCUUUACUGCACAACAAACGCCCCUCAACCCCUCUCAUACCUCAUAUCCCCCAACAUCACUACCAUCUCUCCCUUUCCUGCCAUCCCUCCCUCCUGCUGCUGCCCCUCUGCCAGAGCUGCCUACAUCUCCUCCAGCAGCCAAGAUAACCCUACCAGGGCAGGCCGACUUUAUACCCACCUCCCCUCUGCCUGUCACUACUCUACAAUCGCUUGACUCUAAUGCCCCCAAACUGCCCCAAGCCUCGCUGCAAGACUGUGACCUUACCCUGUUGGGCAUUGCUCAGGAUGGGCCAUACCUGUCUAUUACAGAACAUCAUUCUUCUUCAGGGUCUGUUCCAGCUAAUGGAGAGGAAACCCUUCAGCUCAUGGCCAAUGGGAAGUUAGAUAAGUUAAAGAUGCAAGGAAGAGCUUCCGGUCAGAAGUCUGAGAAAGUUUCACAUCAGUUUCAACUGAGCAUGCUCCAGGUGUCAGGCAGUGGGGACAAUAUGGUGGAAUGCCAGUUGGAAACCCAUACCAACAAGAUGGUAACAUUUAAAUUUGACACCGAAGGGGAUGCAGCAGAGGAUAUAGCAGAUUACAUGGUAGAGGAGGACUUUGUUCUUGAUGUAGAGAAAGAGACAUUUGUUGAGGAGCUUAGAGCCACAGUCAAGAAAGCUCACGAAAUUCUUCAUACACAUUCACAGACUGGAUCAACUGACCAGUUGUUUGUGAGCACUCCGACUAGUUCUUCAAUGGAGGCAGUGCCCCAUUCCUCCCCAGUGGGACGCUGGCGCUUCUUUAUCAAUCAGACUAUUCGCCACAGAGACUCUCUAUCCGGAGCAGAUACACCGCUUACAUCUGAAGAGAUGAGGACUCCUCUGUCUCCUCAAACAGAGAGAGAAAGUGAAGGAUCCCAGAGUCUGGAGUCCAUAACCGGACUGACUUCUCCCCCCUGCCCCGCCCUUUCUGCCACCUCCCCUCCUAUCUCCACUGCCUCUGCCCCUGCCUCCAUUGCCCCCUCAAGCACUGCUGCGCCGGCUCUUUACCCCACUGCCCCUGAAAGCAUCUCAGCACCAGCCUCCACUCUUAAAUCCUCUGUCCCCGCUACUGCUUCAGGUGGUUUUGAACGGCCAAUCCUAACCUCAGCUUCUGUUGACCAAAUUGCAAGUGUUCCCUCAUCCAUAGUAAUACCUGCUGCAAACCCCCCCACUGCCCCUACUGUCAUGUCUCCCACACCCAUAACCAUUCUCCAAGAUGUCCUUGCUUCUCCUGGAAGCAAUGGUUGCUCCACUGUCACAGGUCAGAGUAUGGGGGAUACAGUGCUAACUGCUACAAGGUCAUGUGUCCCUGCAGCGGACCAAUCUUCAACUGCUUUCAGCUCCCCUCCUCCUGCUGCAGCGGUGACCUCUUCUGCGGUAAGCUUGCUUGGCAUGGAGCAUCAGCAAACGCUCAUUCAGCAAUCCCCACAAAAACCACAGGCACAACUACAGCCUGCGUUACAGCAGCAGGUUCCUGUAGUUCAACAGCAACUGCAGGCAAUGCAGCUUGAACAACAGAUACAGCAGGCAGCACCACAGCAACAGCAGCAUCCAGUGUAUCCAGAGCAAAUGCAGAUGCAGCAGUCACUCCAGCAGCUACAACAUCAGCAACUAAUGCAGCAACAAAUACAGCUGACUGAUGUGCAGGUGUUGCAGCAGUCUGUGCCUCUGCAGCAGUUUCUGCCACCUAGUCCCCCACAGCAGACCCAACAAGCCCUUCCUCAACAGCAAACACCUCAGUAUACCCAACAGGUGAUGCAACAGCCUGCGCUACAACAGCAAGUAGUGGCAACCCAAGCUGCUGCAUUGCCUCAACAGCAGGCUGCCAUUGAUCAACAGCAGCAGCUACACCUACAAAAGACAAUGCACUUACAGCAACAGCACAUGGUGCAGCAGCAGCAGCAGCACAGCAAACAGCAACAGCAACAGCACAACACAGCACAGCAGCAACAACAGCAGCAGAUGUUUAUGGGUUAUGUAGCUUCAAAUCCAGAUCACAGCCAAAUGCUGCCUGUGUCAAUUAGUCAACAGUUUCUUCAACAACAGGCCCAGCUAAAUGUUAGCCCGAUACCACAACAGCAGAUUCCACAACAAACACAAAUCCCUGCUGAGUUGUCACACCAGCAUAUACAGCAGCAACACACUGAACAGCAACAAGAAGCGGUUAAAGCGACGGACACACCGCAGAAACAGCAGCCGUUUUCCCCGACGAAGCAGUCCUCUUUACAGAUGUCAGAGUCAGAGGUUUCUACAGGAGAGACAAGUUUCACAGAAGACACAUGCAGCUACUUUACGAAUGUCCCCCCUUCCUCUGAAUCCUCUCUGCCGCCUCUCAAUCUGAGCUCUGAUGCACCCGUACCCACACUCUCCCUCAGGAUGACACCAUCUCCCGCUCAGCCUUCCUCCGUGGCUGAGUCAGACAGUGAGGGCCCCCCCAAAAUUGAAUUUGUGGACAACCGCAUAAAGACCCUGGAUGAGAAGCUGAGGAACUUGUUGUAUCAGGAGUACAGCAGCGGGGCGGCGCCGGCCUCUGGACCUACAUCAGCUGCCUCCAUGUCAGCAGGAGGAGACGAGUCAUCUGAGCCACUGUCUCGCCACUACUCUUUCCCCCAACCUGCCUCCUCCUCAAAUACUUCUCCUCACUCCUCAUCCUCUUCUACCUCCUCUACAACCUCCCGUUCCUCAUCCACCUCCCCUGACCCAGAGAGGGGUUGCAGAGGAGAAAUACCUUCCUCAGAAGUUUAUUUUGCAGAGAAAGGCCCAGUGGAGCACCAGCCUGGCCCAUCUCUCCCCUCCACCUCUGCCUCCUCCACCCCGCCUGCCUCUCUCCUUCCUCCCAAUCAGGAUGAGUCUGUCGGGCGCCAGCGUCCACCCGUACCAGGAGAACCAACCAUUCUUGCUGUACGCCCACACUCUGACACCAGUACCACUGGAGACGCAUCGUGGCCCCCCAAUCAGCACCCGAUCCCCCUCCGGCAUGGACAGCAGAAGCACAAUGCAGGAGGUGGAUAUUUUGGCCUAAACCUGACAUGUCCUAGUAUCAGAAAUCCUGUUAGCAAGAAAUCCUGGACUCGCAAAUUCAAAAACUGGGCGUGCAAACUGCGCCACUCCGCCAGCUUGUUCAAGAAGCCCAGAGUCCAGCAAGGUAGCGUCCUCUCAGGGAGCGAGAGAGAGAGAGAAUGGGAUGUUGGGACAUGGUCGCUCCUACAGGUGAUUUUUAACACUGUGCCUCUGUGUUCAUGUCCCACGUCUAUCUGUGUGCAUCUGUAUGUCUCAUGUCGGGUACAUUUUUCUGUGUUUGUUGCGUUCGUUCCUCGUCAUUCUCUUCAUACCCGUGUCUCUGUGGUUUUGCCCCUGUCGGUCCUUGUCUCCCAUUUUUUGUUUUUCAUCCCUGUCUCUUUAUCAGAAGGACGUUCCAGCAGUCAGGCACUUAGAGAGGAGAAGGAGGCGCCACCCCUAAAUCCACCUCAUGCAAGCAAAGGACGAUUUCAGGUGACACCCGUUCCCCAGUCCUCUCCCCCGAAGGCUGCGCCGUCAGCUCAUGGGAGCACGCACAAGAAAGUGGGACGCUUCUCUGUCAGCCAGGCCGAGACCAGGAAGGCGGAAAGGAACACUGACAGCUCCCCGGUGUCUCCCGACCUGGAGAGGGAGAGGAGGAAAUUUCGAGCCAAGGAGGGAGAGAGAGAUGAGCAUAAGAGGACCCCAGCAAUGGCUCACCUGCCUCGAGGUCAUGGGCACAGCCACUCCCCCCUGGCCAGCAGCGAUGACGAUGAUGAUGAUAAUGAGUGUGAGAUGGUGGAUGAAGACCUGAGAAAAGAACUACACACGCUCAGAGAGAAGCACAUCAAAGAGGUGGUGUGCCUUCAGUCCCAGCAGAACAGAGAGCUGCAGGAGCUGUACCAACAGCUUCGUUCCCUCAAAGACCAAAGGCAGAGUCUGCCUGCCUCCCUGUCCCGCAUCCCUUCUCUUCCCUCGGGACCCCCUGUCCUCUCUCCUCGUAGGCCCAGGCCAGCCAAAAUCAAGCUCCGACCGCGGCCUCACUCUCACAUGGAUAACAACGGAGUCACACACUCUGGGAUUCAGCAGUCAAGUAGUUUCUCAGGUGGUGAACAGACUAGGCUGCCCCUUUACUGCAAUACAGAGCACUGCACUUCACUGCCUGCCAAACGAGAUCACAGCCCUCUUAGAAAAAGCACAUUCACAGAUGAACUGCACAAACUUGUUGAUGAUUGGACGAAGGAGACGGUGGGCUCCGCCCAGCCCAAACCUUCACUUAAUCAAAUCAAACAGAUUCAGCAGGUGCAGGAGUUGGGAGGCUGGAGCAACCCGACAGAGGGGGCUCCCCCUGGUUGGUUUCCAGUGACACAGCUGAAUCCCCAGGCAUCCCCGACCCCUGCCGGCCUGCCCGGGGCAACCCCUCCUCACUACACCGCUGGAGGAAGCCUCUCCACCUUGCACUCUCUGGGACCAUCACCACAAUCGCACAUGGCCACAGUGUUACCGAUGCAACAAAGUUUACACCUCCAUCAGUCCCUCCCCCUACAGCAAGCGACCUAUCAGCAGUCUACACUCUGCCAGCAGCCCGGGAUGCAAACUCCCACACAGUCCCAGUCUCUACCACAGACACAGCCCAUCACCCAGCUGCCCCAAUCUACACCUCAAAGCCAACCGCUGCUGCCUUCCCAAAUGCCCACAUCUCCAGUGUCCACGGCUGCACCCCCACUGCCUGGCAGUGGCUCCGCUGCACCAGCAGAUAGCACUACUGCUACUGGGGAGAAAUUAUGCUCCUAUUCCUCACCCUCCUCAACCUCUUCCUCCUCUUGCUCUACUGCUGCUCUACCUUCCAGUGCCAAAAUGCACCCAACACCCCCAACCUCUACUCUUCCUCUGGGACAGAAAUGAAACCAGUGUGAGGUCAAUAUGAAGGUGCAAGAGAUGGAAACGUGACGUGGAUCAGGAUGUAAAGCAGAUCUAUUUGAAUUGUUAGUUGUGGCUGUGUAUGAGAGAAUAGUGACUGCAAUGAUUAUAUGGAUUCCAGUGUACUUCCGGAUGAGAUGGGGCGUGAAUGUGAGACGUGAUAGAUUAUAGCAUGUACAGACAGAGGGCAACAUGGAACACAACAGCUGUGUUUAUGAAUCAUGGUAUGUUUGGGUGUUGAGAUGUAUACAUUCUUAAAUGUAUGAGUGUGUGCGUUUUAUGAGUGUGGUUGAGUGUUUAUGGAUUAUCCAAGUACAUAUCCCUUAUGUCCUUUUACACAAAUUAACAUUCAUGUUUGUUUUAAAACCAACUCAGUUGAACUCUUCCUAAGCAGAGGUAGAACAUAUUUGACACUGUGUUUUAAUUUGUCUUUGCUUACAGUGAAAGGACUAUCAAUCUUAAAAGUGCAAUUAGUAAUGGUCAUCUAAAUUGAUCAGCAUGUAUUGUAUGCAUUUUUCUGUAAGGCAUAACAUAUUUUUGUAGAAGCACAUGAUGAAAACCGGAUGCAGAUAGGAUCUUCUCAUGAUUAUUACAUAAAACUGCGGACCUACAGCACAAGGUGAUUCAAUUGGGCAACAAAAUAAAACGAAUAGCAUGUUAUACCGUAAAGCAUGGUAAAGUUAUCUGGCUACCAUCGUUACCAUAGUGCUACCAAUAUACUGUUGCAGUGUUGUUCAAAGGUACAGCAUGUGCUUCAUUUGUAUUAUUUAAUGUUCAGCAGUUGUACCAUAGAAACACUCUAACUUACUAUGAGUGAUGUGAUACAUUUGUAAUGAAGUAUGCCAUGUAUGUUCAGUGGAGACCUGGGUACACUCAGCCCAAGACUGCAUGACCUUAUGACUAACAUGACUUGCCAGAAUGCAAAGUGCGUGCACUUGCUUUAUAUUCGUGAAGCUACCAUUUGCAGCUUACUGUGAUCAUACAAGCAAGUACAUUUGCUUUCCUAUUUGACAUUUUUGCUUUCGGUUAGAGCUCAUAUCAAAGUAUAUCACGGUGUCAUGCUGAGGAGAAAGAUUAAACUGCCAAGUUAUUAUAGACCGGGGAGACCAUGUGUUAUUCCCACAUUGCCUUUUAAAAUUACUGCAUUUUUUUUUGUGGGUGUGUGAGUGUAUAUUAUUUCUUUGUGACAAAGCUUGGUGAAAGUCCUUUGGUAUAUAUUGCAUUAUGAAUUUCAUCCCUGUUUCUUUUCAUUGAAAGUAGCCCCUCAAAUGUCACUGUACCCAACUAAAAAUGUUUACUAUGCCUAUGCUUUGGGCUUUUAACAAAACAAGUGAAAGGUUAGACCAAAUACCGGUCGCAAGCUUGAUGUCCAACAUCGUUGUCACAUCCUCACUUGCAUAUUUUGUUAUUUUGUUUGGCGUCGGAUAAAUUCCUUGUUUCAGUUGUAAACAAUUGAGGCUUAAAUCAAUUCUGUCAGUGUGAAUGUAUCAUUCAGAAGCUGAACUGUGGGCCAUAAUUGUGCUUUUUUACGCACACUGCAAAAGGUCAAAAAAUGUCCCAUUCCUCUAUUUCUGCACCCUUUAUUUGUAGAUGUAGAGAUACAGAGUAAUAUAUCAGCAGUUAAUAUAUUACUGUACAUUUUAUUGGGUUAUCAGUGCUCCAUACAAGCAUUUGACCUUGAAUGGUCUGGAAAUAAUACACGUUUGGGUAUAAUUAGUAGCCUGUAGUCAAAGCAACAUUUCUGUUUUAAUAAUUAUCGAAAUAUUGCGUGUCAAUGAAAACAGGAGAUCUUACCGGUUGUUAAAGAUUGCUGAAGUGAGUCAAAGAUAAUAAAACAUAAAUGGUUAAGAAGGAGUAGCUUGUGCUAAAUGGUAUGGUUGUUCAGAAACUGCAUACACUAGAAUAUAUUGAUUUUCAAGACAUCCCAAACUGUCACAGAGAUAUAGUUUAUUCUUAGUGAAGGGGAGAUAAUGUGCUGUCAUGUCUGAUACUAACAUGUUGGCUGCAAGCUACAGCUUAAUGAUCAUGAUUCAUGAUGUAGAGCUGACUUUGUCCUUGAAGUGUUACCAAAAUGUUAUCUAAAAGAUAAAGAUUAUUUUUGUAUUUUGAAAUGGGGUUGUACAAAUUGUAAAAUUGUGUUCUCAUCAUUAUAAAUAUAAGGUUAUUUGAAACUAGAAAAAAACACUGGUUUUCAUCUAUGUUUACAUGGGACUCCCCUGCAUCGAUAUACCUCUGAGUUCAAGAUUGUCUUCAGAGAAUCUUUGGUCAUUUUUUUGAUGUAAUUUCAGUUAUAAAACAUGGACCACCAACCUGUUAGAUACAUAACAUACUUGCAUAGAUGUUCCUGCUAAGCUGCAGUUCAUAUUGAAUUAACUUACAAAUAAUUGCAACGAAAAUCUGGGGAGUCCCAAAAUGACAUGACUGGGAACCAAUGAUAAAAGGACAUUUGGGCAGUGAAACCUGAAAAAAUUAAGUAUGUUGCUGGUGAUUUAGCCUCUGUAAAUUGUAACUAAUUCUACUGUUGAUUUUAUUUAUGUUUUGUAACUAAUCAAAAUAAAUGAUGUUAAACAUCAAA